Paramisgurnus dabryanus is the source of this 1538-nucleotide messenger RNA. It is a transcript of the gene thumpd1, whose product is annotated as THUMP domain containing 1. The record is from RefSeq and is a predicted model, not a curated record. Gene Ontology annotation, molecular function: RNA binding. Gene Ontology annotation, biological process: tRNA modification. NCBI's taxonomy places the organism in Eukaryota, Metazoa, Chordata, Actinopteri, Cypriniformes, Cobitidae.
GUCCCAAACGACGCCCUGUACGUCGCGUGCUGCAGGGAGCUUGAAAGCGCGAGUUGUACAGAGCGUUAGACGAGCAGUCACGCGUGCGUCUACAGCUGUAGUUAAGUUAAUUGGUUAUUUGACGCGAGGAGCAGUAAACAGUUGUUUUUAUCUAUAACUCGAGUGUGUUUCGUAAAACUCAUUCAUGUCUGAAACACGCAAGAGAAAGCGUUACGGCGGGCACGCGCCGAGGAAACUGAAGGGCGCUCGCGAGCUGGAGGUGGGAGCUGAGGGCGUGCUUGUGACCUGUAACAUGAACGAGCGAAAGUGUACGAGGGAAGCUUACAAUCUUCUUAACGAGUACGCGGAUGCGCUCUACGGCCCAGAGCAGACAGGUGACAGCCUCAGUGAGGGUGAGGAGGAAGAUGCAGAGGCAGCACUGAAGAAAGAGGUGACACAAAUCCAAACAUCCAUGAAGAAACAUCAGCAGAGGUUCACAGCAGUAGAGAGCGGAGCCAAUAAUGUGCUCUUCAUACGUUCUCAUGGGAUAGACCCAGAGAAGCUGGUUCAUCACAUCCUGUCAGAUCUUCAUCAGACCAAGAAGAAGAAGUCUCGGGUGAUUUUGCGGAUGCUGCCGGUGAGCGGCACGUGCAAAGCGUUUCCAGAGGACAUGGAGAAAUAUCUCAGCGUGUUUCUGGAGCGCUGGUUCAAAGCACCGCUGAAGGCCACGUAUCAGAUCUGCUUCAAAGCCCGAAACAGCAGCCACAACAAGAGAGAUGAUGUCAUCAAAGACAUUGCUGCUUUGGUGGAUAAACUGAACUCAGAGAAUAAAGUGGAUCUGACCAAUCCUGAGCUUACCAUCAUCAUUGAGAUCAUCAAGGCCGUCUGCUGCGUCAGCGUCGUCAGGGACUACAUGCUCUUCCGCAAGUAUAACCUACAGGAAGUCACUAAAGAGCCGGCCAAUCAGAAUCCAGGCCAACAGGAAGCAGCCAAGAGUGCAGCCAAUCAAACACAGGAGGACAACAACGGCACCUCCGUCGAUGGAAGCGCAGCUGGUUGUGAUGUGUCCGCCGGUGACGUGCAGAAAGAGGCGGAGCCUGAGUGAAUGUGUUCAAGUGUUAUAAGCAUUGAUGUAUAGUAUUGACAGAUGAAAAGUGUGUGUGUGUGUGUGUGUGUGUAUGUGUGUGUGUGCAGAAGUGUGUGUGUGUGUGUGUGUGUGUGUGUGUGUGUAUAUGUAUAUGUGUGUCUGUGCAGAAGUGUGUGUGUGUGUGUGUGUGUCUGUGUGAGUGUGUGUGUGUAUCUGUGUGUAGACAGUCGGCUGUGAACUGCCACUUUUAAAAAUCUUUUAUGUGUUUUGUUUGGGCUUUUGUGUUUUAGCUGAAUUUUUGUAAGUGUAAUUUCAGUAUUACACCACAUAAUUUUUCCUCAUUUUGAUGAUUUUUUUUUUCAGAUAAACUCUGAUCUGAGUCUUUAGGACAGAGUUUCCUCUGAUCGUAAUGCAGAGGUUUGUGUCAAUCAUAUAAAAACAUUAAAUCAAAUAAAAAUCAUCAUUUGAAUGA